UAGGUGUCCUUAAAAGACACCCUCUGCCCUCAUCUUUUGUCUCUCUCCCUCGAGCCUGAAACCCACUUGCUAGGGUUUCCCUCUCUCUCUCUCUCCCAUCAAGAAAACCUACAGCCACACGCACAAUGAUGCAGCAACCAGGACCAGGAGGAGCCAUGCUACCCCAACAACAACAACCACCACAGCAAUACCAGCAACCUCCUUACAUGAUGAUGAUGCCGCCACCACCAAUGGCUCAAACCCAACCUCCACCACCACACAUGUGGGCUCAACAUCAGGCCCAUCAGGCUUCUAUUCCACCACCACAGCAACAACAGGGACAGGGACAACCUCCUGCUACUGCUGAUGAGGUCAGGACUCUUUGGAUUGGUGACUUGCAGUACUGGAUGGAUGAGAACUAUAUUGCUAGCUGUUUUGCUCAUACUGGAGAGGUUGCUUCUGUGAAAAUCAUUCGUAAUAAGCAAACUUCUCAAAUCGAAGGUUAUGGAUUUAUUGAGAUGACCAGUCAUGGGGCUGCAGAAAGGAUAUUGCAGACUUAUAAUGGUACCCCAAUGCCAAAUGGCGAGCAGAACUUUAGGCUGAACUGGGCUUCUUUUAGUGGGGGUGAUAAGCGUGAUGAUUCUCCUGACUUCACUAUAUUUGUGGGAGACUUGGCUGCUGAUGUUACAGAUUUCAUGCUCCAAGAGACAUUCAGGGCCCACUUUCCCUCAGUGAAGGGUGCAAAGGUGGUGAUUGAUAGGCUCACUGGACGCACAAAGGGUUAUGGAUUUGUUCGUUUUGGAGAUGAAAGUGAACAGCUACGUGCUAUGACCGAGAUGAAUGGGGCAUUUUGUUCGACAAGGCCUAUGCGAGUAGGGCUUGCUUCAAACAAGAAGGCUGUGGUUGGUCAGCAAUAUCCAAAAGCUUCAUAUCAGAAUCCUCAGCCUCAGAACGACGGCGACCCUAAUAAUACAACUAUAUUUGUUGGUAAUUUGGAUUCUAAUGUUAUGGAUGAUCAUUUGAAAGAACUCUUUGGCCAAUAUGGACAAUUAUUGCAUGUGAAGAUACCUGCAGGCAAGAGAUGUGGGUUUGUUCAGUUUGCUGACAGGAGCUCUGCAGAAGAAGCACUGAAAAUGUUAAAUGGAGCUCAGUUGAGCGGACAGAAUAUUCGAUUGUCAUGGGGCCGUAAUCCUUCAAAUAAACAGGCUCAGCCAGAUGCAAACCAGUAUGGUGGUGGAUACUAUGGAUAUGGACAACAGGGAUAUGAAAAUUAUGGGUAUGCCCCAGCUACUCAGGACCCCAAUAUGUACUACGGAGGUUAUCCUGGUUAUGGGAACUAUCAGCAGGGCCAGCAGCAGCAAGUAGGAUAUAGCUGAGAAGUCUUGGCAUGUCAUCGCCUAUCCUUGUAGUUUAUUAGUAGAAAGAUGGUGCUUUUCCCUUCUCAUCUUGUAUGCUUUUUGGAAGAAAACCAUUUCAGGCCGUGUUCUUCUCUUGCUGCAAGUACAAACCUCCAUUUUUAAAAAAAUUGUAAAACUAUUACCUUACUUGUUUAAGAUUUGUUAAGAGAGCUAUGCUAUUAUUAUUCUGUGUUUCA
This is a messenger RNA of Populus trichocarpa (black cottonwood), 1573 nucleotides long. Its product is annotated as polyadenylate-binding protein RBP45B. Bases 126 to 1355 code for a protein of 409 amino acids. NCBI's taxonomy places the organism in Eukaryota, Viridiplantae, Streptophyta, Magnoliopsida, Malpighiales, Salicaceae. Gene Ontology annotation, cellular component: cytosol. Gene Ontology annotation, molecular function: mRNA binding. The record is from RefSeq and is a predicted model, not a curated record. The transcript has 6 exons.